GUCUUUUUUGGAACUAUAGCGUUUCAUGAAGUUAUUGAACACAAAGACUUUAAACAAAUUACAAAACAUUUAUUUAUAAAAAUAUGGAUAACGCUGUAUUAUUUCUAAAAAAUGUCCUCUGAUAGUUCAGAUGAAGAUUUAGCCCUAAUAAGAGAAGCACAAGAUCCUCAGUUUUUUAAAGAAAACCUAUACAGUUCAAUACAAGAAUCAAAAGAAAAAUUACAGCCUGUUGUAGAACUCGCAAGUCUACGUAAAACUGUAGACGAAAAUGAACAGUUCAACUUCCUUAAAGUAACUCCAGAAUUUCAAAAAUACGUAGCUAAACAACUAUCUUUCAUUUUGGAUAAACAGUUGGAAAAAAACAUUAAUUAUGCCGUCGAGGAUAAAGUUGAUAGAAAGAAAAAGAAGACUACUAGUGGCGUUAAGUUAUUUUAUAAUUCAGACAAGUUAUUGAAAGCGGGUAAAAGUGAGGAAUUGCCUAUUGAUCAACCAGUGAAGAAAUUCGUAGUGAAACGCAAUAUACUAGUGAAAGAAGAGGAUUUGAAGAGUAUAACAGUGUCUGGGGCGGAAAUUUUAUCACAAAAAGACAUUAAAUAUUGGUCGAACAGAACAAAAUCUAAAAAAUUAUUCAAUUACAAACAAGAUAAAAAUGGUACAUUACAGUUAGUUGAAUCGAAGUUUAUUUAUUAACAAUAAUAAUGUCUCACAUGCCGCCAUUUAGAUUGAACGUCCCCAAUUUACCUUCAGACUUACCCCCUGCUCCUUCUAAUCCUAAAAGGAAAAGAAAAAAUGCGCCUAUCCAACCUCCGCCCAGUGUUCAAGAUUUACUACCUCCUCCUUUAUCUGGUUAUGGUGAUACAAUAGUAGCAUCGAACCCUUUUGAUGAUUGUCCCAGUAAUGUUAAUACCGGUAUGUCUAGACCCCACGGUGGGCCCCAAAUGGUCAUGGGAGGUCCCAAUCCGAAUAUGGUUAUGGCAAACAACAUGGGUAUGUAUAGACCAAUGUGUCCUAACCCAUCUAUGGGUAUGAAUUCCCCUAUCAUGCACAGCCCAAACGCCCACCAAAUGAAUAAUUCUAUGAUGAUGAACGGUCCUAGGAUGAAUCAUAUGGGUCCUAGUCACGGUCCGCCCCAUAUGAUGCCCAGUCCCAACGGUCCGGGUGGAGGAGGACCUAUGGGACCUAACAUGAACAUGACAGGUCCUCCUAUGCAUAGUCCUAUUGGUAAUAUGGGUCCAAUGCCUGGCCAUGGAUCAGGUAAUGCUAGUCCAAUGGGUCAUAAUGGUCCUAUGAAUGGCGGUGGGAUGAAUAAUCCCAUGAAUGGUCCACCUAUGGGAGGACCACAAAUGUCUCAUGGAUCGCAUGGAGGUCCUGGACAAGGACCUGGAAUGAAUAUGAAUUCCGGUAAUGGACCACCAGUAGGUCCACCUAUGAAUAAUAAUUUUAUAAUGUCGCCGAUGAAUAAUAUGUAUUCGAAACCUAUGCCGGUUUCUGCUGGUAAAGUGUAUCCAGCGGAUCAACCAAUGGUUUUCAAUUCCCAAAAUCCGAAUGCUCCGCCGAUUUAUCCUUGUGGAGUGUGCCACAAGGAAGUACAUGACAAUGAUCAAGCCAUAUUAUGUGAAAGUGGGUGCAACUUUUGGUUUCACAGGGGUUGCACCGGUUUGACUGAAGCUGCGUUUCAACUUUUAACAGCUGAGGUAUACGCAGAGUGGGUAUGCGACAAAUGCCUACAAUCGAAAAAUAUACCUUUGGUUAAAUUUAAACCUUAAUAUCAUCUUUUCUUCAAAGGCCGUUUGCGGAAUGGACAAAUCCUUUUUAAAUAGUUAGUUAAGAAUUUUAUAUGCAAAAAAUAGAUAAGAGUGAAAAAAAUAUAUUACAAAAAUAAUUUGUAAUUGGACGUCUUGUAUAUCGUUGAUAAUUGUUAGUAAGCUUUGUAUUCAACUUAUUUCAAAUGUCGCACUGAAGUAAUUGAGUUUUUAAUUUAAUUGUGAGUAUUUGCAAAUUUUAAAUAUAGCUAAAAAAAUUAUACU
Messenger RNA from Diorhabda sublineata, 2027 nucleotides. RefSeq names its product protein pygopus-like. Lineage: Eukaryota; Metazoa; Arthropoda; Insecta; Coleoptera; Chrysomelidae. The transcript is spliced from 5 exons. Bases 699 to 1766 code for a protein of 355 amino acids. The record is from RefSeq and is a predicted model, not a curated record.